AUGCUCCUCACAGCCAUCAUCGUUCUCUCCUCUUCAUCACCGCCAUCACCGUUCUCUCCUCUAAUGCCUCAAAUCCCUGUUUUCGAUUGUGGAUGGCAAGGAUUCAGCAAAGAUGAAAUAAAAGUGCAGAUUGAGGAUGGGAAUAUUCUGCAUGUGAAAGGGGAAGCUGAGAGAGGGAUUGGUAAUGGAAAGGGUGAUUUCUUAAGGGCAAUUGAGUUGCCAGAGAAUGUGAAGGUGGAUCAGAUUAAGGCACAUGUGGAAAAUGGAGUGCUCACUGUUGUUGUGCCUUAA
Lotus japonicus is the source of this 291-nucleotide messenger RNA. Its product is annotated as 15.7 kDa heat shock protein, peroxisomal-like. Lineage: Eukaryota; Viridiplantae; Streptophyta; Magnoliopsida; Fabales; Fabaceae. The coding region runs from base 1 to 291 and encodes 96 amino acids. The record is from RefSeq and is a predicted model, not a curated record. The transcript is spliced from 3 exons. Gene Ontology annotation, biological process: response to hydrogen peroxide; response to heat; protein complex oligomerization.